Messenger RNA from Cynara cardunculus var. scolymus (artichoke), 1157 nucleotides. RefSeq lists its product as uncharacterized. Lineage: Eukaryota; Viridiplantae; Streptophyta; Magnoliopsida; Asterales; Asteraceae. The transcript has a single exon. The record is from RefSeq and is a predicted model, not a curated record. Bases 5 to 1126 code for a protein of 373 amino acids.
AAACAUGUCAUCAUCAGCCACCCACAAACGUUCUUCUUCAUCUCCAAUGCCUCAACGCCGCCGCACUCCCCUCCACCACCCUUCACCGCCACCACCACUGCUCUCCUCCAAACCCAACCUCACCACCACCCUCUACCAUACCCACAUCGGUGUCUUCGCUGUCACUUGGUCUCGAACACUCUUUGGUCGUUCCCUCUACAUCCAUCUCCUCCCCACAACCACCAUCGCCACCGCCGACGACGAUGAUUCACUGUCUUCCACCACCACCACCUCCACUUCCUCAUUCCACCUCCAAAUUAAACCCUUCAUUUUCUGGAACAAACAUGGAUCCAAAAAGAUUCCUGUCCCCAGAAACCAAAACGAGUUCAUCCACAUCUACUACGAUCUCUCUCGAGCCAAAUUCGCGUCGGGUCCGGAACCCAUUUCAGGAUUCUACAUCGCCGCAGUUAUCUCCGGCCAAAUGGCACUCCUCAUCGGAGACUCCCCCAAACAAGCUUACUCCAAGGCCAAACCCACAAACCCCGAUAAAACCCAGAUCACCGUUCUCCGACGGGAACAUAUUUUCGGCAUAGCCACCAAAAAAUACAACACCAAAGCAACAUUCCGGGGUAAAACACGAGAUAUAACCAUAGACUGCACUCGAAUCGCCGCCGGAGAAGACUCCAGAUUAUGCUUCUAUGUGGACAACAAAAGGGUAUUGGUAGUGAAGCAUUUGAAUUGGAAAUUCAGAGGGAAUGAACGAGUAGAAAUGGAUGGAGUUCAUAUUCAAAUUUCGUGGGAUGUCCAUAACUGGCUUUUCGAUGAAGAAAUUGAAGAUGGAUACGCAUUGUUCAUGUUUAGAUUUGAGAAAUCAGGGUUUGAUUACCAUGAAGAUGACAAGUACCUAGCCAGAUUAAAUGCAUCUGGAUCUGGUCUGAUAGGAUUGGGAUCAGGAUUUGGGUUUGGAUUCGAGAAGAAGAAGAUGCAGAAAGGAAUGUCUCGAACGGCGGCCGGAAGCUCCUCGUCGUCGUCUCUGUCAUCGUUGUCGUCGGGAUGUGGAUCGGUGAUGGAAUGGGAGAGUGUGGAGGAGAAUGAACUAAAAACCCCCUCUGGUUUUUCAUUGCUUGUUUAUGCUUGGAAAAGUUAAAACCAGAUUCUAAGUAGUUUUUUUCUUUUUC